Penicillium griseofulvum is the source of this 1161-nucleotide messenger RNA. RefSeq names its product D-alanine--D-alanine ligase family protein. The transcript is spliced from 3 exons. The coding region runs from base 1 to 1161 and encodes 386 amino acids. The record is from RefSeq and is a predicted model, not a curated record. Gene Ontology annotation, molecular function: D-alanine-D-alanine ligase activity; metal ion binding; ATP binding. Lineage: Eukaryota; Fungi; Ascomycota; Eurotiomycetes; Eurotiales; Aspergillaceae. Gene Ontology annotation, biological process: peptidoglycan biosynthetic process.
AUGCUGCGUCAUGCAUCUUUUACCAGUCAAUGCGCGCGAGCACUAAAGGAUAACAUGAGAGACAUGAGAAACACAAGAGACACUGGACUGAACAUCGCCUUCAUUUAUGACCCUAAGGCCUAUUAUCUUGAAAGGGGAUACUCGGAGACAGACUGUGCUGAUUUGGCCGAUGAAGUGACAGUCAAAGCUGUGACCAAUGCCCUUUGCAAGCUCGGUCACUCUGUAAUCUCAGUACCCGGCAUCAAACACCUCGUUGCUCAUCUAGAAGCAGGUGAAGAAAAGAAUUGGGACUUGGUGUUCAACUUCAGCGAGGGUGUCCGUGGCUCCGCACGCGAAUCGCAAGUGCCGGCACUGCUCGAAGCUUAUGGGGUUCUAUAUACUUUUUCUGACGCAGCCACGCUCACGAUGUGUAUUGACAAGGCGAAGACCAAGAUGCUCUUGCAGCAUUAUCGGAUACCAACGAGCCCGUUCGAAUUGGUCCCGAAAUAUGGCAACAAGGUCGAUUAUAGCUCAUUGGCAAAGGAAUUAUCAUAUCCACUCUUCGCAAAACCAACUGCGGCCUCUACCUCAAAUGGAAUUCUACCCUCGAACAAGAUCAUCCGACACGAAGACCUCGAGAAAACCAUUGAAAGUCUCCGGUGUCAAUUUACAAGCCAGGACAUAAUAUUAGAAGAGUUCCUUAGCGGAAGGGAAUUUACUGUUGCUAUCUUCGGAAACAGCAGCUCAGCCACAGUGCUAGGUGCCCUGGAAAUGACAUGGUACAACCCAGAGGGACAUGAAAAUGACACCUCGAUCGACUUUGCUACAAGCUUUUCUAAAGCUGGCCGUGGACCAGGCCAAGAUAUGGGUCAUGUCCAUGCGGACAUGGCGGACCCUCUGGUGAAAACGGUCGCCGAUGUUGCUUUAUCGGCAUAUAAAGUAUUAAGAUGUCGAGAUGCAGCGCGUGUUGAUAUACGCUUAAGCUCUCAAAAGGACAAUUCUGUUCCAUAUGUUAUAGAGGUCAACCCAUUGUUUGGACUACGAGAUGACUAUUCACUGUUCACUUGCAUCGCUCGCAAUAACGGUUUGGAGUACCAUGACAUUAUCGCUGGAAUCAUUGCUAGCGCCCUUCAAAGGCGGAAUGUAGAGGAUAGUGGUGGGGGCGGCGUCAGCUCAUAUUGA